Molecule: messenger RNA, 294 nt
Organism: Microbotryum saponariae
Lineage: Eukaryota; Fungi; Basidiomycota; Microbotryomycetes; Microbotryales; Microbotryaceae
Source: the annotation of a GenBank genome assembly
AUGCGCCCUUGGUCCACGUCCAGUGCAGUGGACUUUUUUCUCCUCCCUCCUCCCCUCGAGCCUCCCCUCCUCUCCGCUCUACACAAGGGCCUACGUCCGUCCCGAGCCGAUCCGUCGUUUUCGGAAUGUCCUUCCCUCCUAGUUUCUACCUGAUGUUCUCUCUAGACCAACACGCGUGUACGCUAAAAGGGGGAUUCUGUUCAAAGUCGACGGAUCGGCGUUACCCCUACCUCUCGCUGCUACCCCACCUGCUCCAUUCUAAUUCACAUGAUGAGAUUGCGUCACAACUUUUAA